AUGUGGUUGAAUGCACCCCUAUUUGUGGUUCAACGUCAACUUUCAACACUGGUCAACCUUUUAUCCGUAGCGUCACUCCUCUACAUCGCCAAUCCAACUAAGUUGGGUCAGAAAGCGCCGGAGAACAACAAAAACAUCUCACAAUCAAUUAUGCCAGACCUUGAAACACAGCGCUCCAAUGAUAUUGACCACCCUACCAUGCGCACGGACCAGACUCGGAGCGUUGGCACCGUCAUCGCCGAUGGCAAGCGCCUCGUCGACAAGCGGGACAAGAUCAUCCACUCCGUGAACUUACACGAGGGAGCGCUGGUUAUCGACACUGUUCCAUCAUCCGUCAACUUUGCCUUGCUCUGCGCGAAGGGACUUGGACCGGCUGUCUCCCGCUUACCAGCCGAACUCUUAUUCGAAAUUUUCAUGCACACACUCCCAUCAUUCGAUGAAUUAUUACCCCUCAUCAAAGCUACGAUCUCCCAUGCUAUUGACCAGGAUAUGCCGAAGAUGGAGGGAAGUUGCUGUGGACACGCCAAGUUUAUGGUGCAGACUGUUGGUUGGGUUUAUGAGCCACCACCGCAGGCAUAG
Messenger RNA from Suillus subalutaceus, 579 nucleotides. RefSeq lists its product as uncharacterized. Bases 1 to 579 code for a protein of 192 amino acids. The record is from RefSeq and is a predicted model, not a curated record. The transcript is spliced from 5 exons. NCBI's taxonomy places the organism in Eukaryota, Fungi, Basidiomycota, Agaricomycetes, Boletales, Suillaceae.